This is a messenger RNA of Sugiyamaella lignohabitans, 3060 nucleotides long. It is a transcript of the gene HMG1, whose product is annotated as hydroxymethylglutaryl-CoA reductase (NADPH) HMG1. Bases 1 to 3060 code for a protein of 1019 amino acids. Lineage: Eukaryota; Fungi; Ascomycota; Dipodascomycetes; Dipodascales; Trichomonascaceae. The transcript has a single exon. Gene Ontology annotation, cellular component: endoplasmic reticulum membrane; peroxisomal membrane. Gene Ontology annotation, biological process: ergosterol biosynthetic process; coenzyme A metabolic process; isoprenoid biosynthetic process. Gene Ontology annotation, molecular function: protein binding; hydroxymethylglutaryl-CoA reductase (NADPH) activity. The record is from RefSeq and is a predicted model, not a curated record.
AUGUUUGAAGGAGUACUCUCAUUAAUAGCGUGGAUUUGUGCUAAAUCAACCAAGAGCCCUAUUCAGACUAUUGUUAUUAGUGCAUUAUGUGCCUUGACGGCCUACUUUUCCAUUCUCGACUUGUCGAUUCCCGCUUAUGCAAGCACCCUUUCUCGUAGUUACUAUUUUUCUGGCCUUAACUGCCCAAAUGGUACUUCUACAUGGGUGCCCGUGCCAGCAGGUGGACUUGAUGGAUUUGCUGAUAUCUCGGAAGCUACUCCUCACUAUGUUGGAGCUAAGAUUCUUUUCGCUGCUAGUUCUUCCUCCUCGUUGCCGGUGAUUUCCCAGGCUGUUGAUGGUCCUACCAAGUUUGAAAAGGAAAUAUUGAUUCCUGAAGCUGAGUUUUCAGAAUGGUUGUCUUCCCUUUCUGAGAUCAAUUCUGAGGAUCAAAAAGACGUGUGGAGAUUAAGAAAGUCGUUCAGUUUAUUCUUCUGGUUGAGAUGGAAGCUCACCAGAUUGGCUGAAUUAAUUCGGAGCACUGAGAACUAUGAUCUUGCUGUGGUGGGUAUGGCCUAUUUGGGAAUGUACUAUACAUUUUUCUCAUUGUAUUUUUCAAUGCGUAGGUUAGGCUCUAAGGCCCUGUUAUUUAUCUCGGUUCUAUUAUCUUCUACAUUUGCAUUUAUGUUUGCCUAUGUCACAUUGUGUUAUUUGGGAAUCCCUAUUUCUAUUGCAAGUCUUUCAGAAGGUUUGCCAUUCUUAGUAGCGACAAUUGGUUUUGAAAGCAAAAUAUCUUUAACUAGAUUAGCUCUUCGUGAAUCCAGAGGUAAUUCCGACCGUGCAUACGGACAAACUAUUUACUCUGUUAUUUGUAGCGAGGGCAAAGCGAUUUUCAAGGAUUAUGUCCUUGAAAUUGGAACCCUGAUGGCUGGCUCAUUUUCCGGUGUCAAUGGUUUAUGGCAAUUUUGUUUCCUUUCCGUUUGGAUCUUGUUCUAUGAUUUUAUUAUGUUGGUCACGUUUUAUUCGGCUAUUCUGUCCAUCAAGGUCGAAAUGACUAGAAUUGAGCGUAAUGAUAUUAUUCGUAGUGCAUUGGAAGAGGAUGGUGUUUCCCAUGAAGUUGCCGAGUCUGUUGCUGAUAGUACACUACAUGUUACUGAAAGUGAACUUGGUAGACCAUUUAGAAGGAGCUUUGGCAGAAAUAUUGUUCAGCUUGGCAUUGUAGUAUGUGGAUUUGUCUUACUAAACGCUGUUCAUUUCAGCGAUUUCCCAUUCAACCUUCCAUUUUUGUCCAAUGGUAGCAACUCUGCUACUGGUGAAAAUGAGAACCCACUCUCGAAUCAUAUUCUCAAGUCUCAAAACAUCAUUGGAUCCUCAACAGGCGCCGUUGUCACGGUUUUACCAACUCUUGUCUUGGAACACUCUCAAUUCUCGGUUCGCGUUGAGGAUGAAAUUCGUUCUAUUCUAGGACUUUGGACUAGAAUUGUUAGUGAUCCAAUUAUCAGCAAGUGUAUUGUCAUUGUCCUUGCAGUAAGUGUGGGACUGAACGCUUAUCUCUUCAAUGCUACGACGAAGAAUACCGUUGUCAAAAUUGUUGAGAAGCGCGUCGAGGUUGAAAAGAAGGUCCCGGUCAUUGUUCGAAGUUCUUCUUCUGAUAGUGAGGCAUCUGAUAGCGGUGAUGAUAGCAUGCUUGAACUAGCCAGCAGUAAAAAGAAUCCUAAGACAAGAUCCAUUGAUGAGUGUAAGGCCAUUUUGAAAGCUGGUAAUACCAAAGAGCUCACUGAUGAUGAGGUCAUUAAUCUUGGUGUUGCUGGUCUGCUACCUCUGUAUGCCUUUGAAAAGCAUCUAGGUGAUAAGACUAGAGCUGUCAAAGUUCGCCGUGCCACUGUGUCACGCAUUUCUAAUACCAAAAAUCUUGAGAAUAGCUUAUUGCCUUACCUCAACUACAACUAUGAGCGUGUUUUUGGCGCUUGUUGUGAAAAUGUUAUUGGUUACAUGCCACUGCCAGUCGGUGUUGCAGGCCCAUUGAUAAUAGAUGGCAAAGAGUAUUUCAUUCCCAUGGCUACUACGGAAGGGUGCCUAGUGGCUUCUACUCAACGUGGUUGUAAGGCUAUGAACGCCGGAGGCGGUGUCCGAACAGUUAUAACAGGUGAUGGUAUGACAAGAGGACCCUGUGUACGAUUUGCUAGUUCUCAGAGAGCCGGUACUGCUAAAAUCUGGCUCGACUCUGAGGAGGGCCAAAAGGCUAUGAAAAAGGCUUUUGACUCCACUUCACGAUUUGCUCGUCUUCAGACUAUGACUACGGCUCUGGCGGGAAGACUUCUUUUUAUUCGUUUCCGUACCACUACUGGUGAUGCAAUGGGUAUGAAUAUGAUUUCAAAGGGUGUUGAAUUCGCACUCAAUGAUAUGGUUAAAAACCAUGGAUUUGAAGAUAUGGAGAUUGUUUCAUUGUCAGGAAACUACUGUACUGAUAAGAAACCUGCCGCCAUCAACUGGAUCGAGGGAAGAGGAAAGAGUAUUGUGGCUGAAGCCAUAGUUCCAGGAUCGUUUGUACGCACUACUUUAAAGAGUAGUGUUGAGGCAUUAGUUGAGCUCAAUGUUUCUAAGAAUCUGAUUGGUAGUGCUAUGGCAGGUAGUAUCGGUGGAUUUAAUGCCCAUGCUGCCAACCUUGUGACAGCUAUCUACCUUGCUACAGGUCAGGAUCCAGCACAGAAUGUUGAGAGUUCUAACUGUAUGACUCUGAUGGAAAAUGUUGACGGAGACUUGCACGUUUCAGUCUCGAUGCCAUCUAUAGAAGUUGGAACUCUUGGUGGGGGCACAAUUCUUGAACCUCAAGCAGCAAUGCUUGACUUAUUAGGUGUUCGUGGACCCCAUCCCACAACACCCGGAGCUAACGCUCAACAGUUGGCUAAAAUUGUUGCAUCUGGUGUCCUUGCAGCUGAACUUUCAUUAUGUUCUGCUCUGGCCGCUGGCCAUUUGGUACAAAGUCAUAUGACUCAUAAUCGAUCACAAGCACCUACUGCAACGUCGUCGGCUGUGAACAUGGCUAAAUUUGCCCAAGAUUCAAAAUUAUGCAUUAAGUCAUGA